Paramecium pentaurelia is the source of this 917-nucleotide messenger RNA. Lineage: Eukaryota; Ciliophora; Oligohymenophorea; Peniculida; Parameciidae. The record is from the annotation of a GenBank genome assembly.
AUGUCAUUUAUUUUGAAUGCUACAAAAUUAAUGAAGUAACUAUUCUUUAAUAUUAUUAGUCUUUAUUGUGUAGUUUAAUUAACAUGGAAGACUAAUUAGGCUUUCAAAAAAAAGAACCAAGAAUUUGAGGAUACAUUAUUAAUUAAAUGGUAUAUGCUGUAAAUAUUAUAUGAAGGGUUCUCUUGUACUCCUUAUUUUAAUUUGAAUGGGUUCUUGCAUUAUUAUUAGAAUUAAUACCAUUUGGCUUUCUAGUUCCAUUUUUAAUAAAAGGAUAUAUAACAUUACCUCACUCAAAAUGGCACUAUUUAUUGUAUCAAAUGAUAGAAAAAUUGGAAAUGGAUUAAUAUUAAAACAUAUUCUUCAUUUACUUUUCAAAGUUUAUGAAAUAUAUUCUGAUUCCUUGUUUAAAUGUAUACUUAAUAUAUUAAACAAAAGGUGGUGGAGGAUUGCAUAGAUUUAGUUAGAGUUGAUGAAUUGGAUACUUUGGAGAAUAAGGUAGUUAGAAUAAAGGAAAGAAUUCUUAAAAAAAUAUAGUCUGUCUAAAUAAAUAAAUAGAAAUAUAUGUUGAAACAUUAAGACAUCAAAAUUAACAAUAAUAAUAAACAAGUUCUUAGUGUUUUAGCAAAAGUUUAGGAUAAUCUUAAAUUUAAAGACUAUAUCUUAAGUUUUGAUCCUUAAACUAAUUAAAUCUAAUUUAUUGAUACUAUCAGUAGGGAAUGUAUUCAUACAAGUAUAUUAAUAAUAUAAGUUUAGGGAAUCUCUCAUUAAUUAAUAUUAAUGAGGAUUUUUGUCUUAUAGCAACAUAUUAGGAUGGGGAUGGAAAUUUGGAAUUAAUUAAAUUGAAUAAUAGUGAGGAUAUUAAUUAAUGGUUAAGACCAAUAAUUGAAAUUCUGAUUUAAUAAAAUGAAGAAUACUGA